AUGGUGUCCGUGCCGCAACUGGCUCGUGCAGCAAGCCAUGGCCACAUGGCUUGGCGAAGGGGGGCUCGGCAUGUAACCCUGCCCUGGCUCAACCUUCGGAAGGCCCGCCCUCCUUUCAGCCGUGCCAUCGGGGCGGCUGUGCAGGCCGCACGCCCUGGUGCCAUGACCGACUUGGUGAAGACCUGGGAUUCAGCGACGGCAGAGGCUCAUGUCAAGUACAAUAUAUCGGACCACAGCUGCAUUUGGGAUGAAAUCGCUCGCCAUUGUAUGCCAUUUGCAGAAGGGAAGGAUGUUGCGGAUCUCGGGGCUGGUGAUGGAACUCUUGGCAAGCUGCUGCCGCAGGCAGGGAAGAUGACAAAUGUGGAUCCCUUCCCUCCAGAGGACUGUGCAGCAAAGAUUCUAAAGAGCGACGGUGUGGAGUUUUUACGGUCACAGCCAGAUCAGAGCUUGGACUUGGUGGUCGCCACGUUUGCUGUGCAUUUUAUGGACCGCGCUAGCCUCGACAAGGAGCUUGGCCGAGUUUUGAAACCAACUGGGCGUGCUAUUUGGUUUAGCUUUUCUCAGAGCUCUGUGCUCUUCGGCAGCGAGGAGUUCAACUCCAUCUAUUAUUCUGUGGGGUUCAGCCAGGAUGGAAGUGGAACGGCUGGCAGUUCUGCACCAACAACAGUGCUGAAGAUUGAUCGCCCAGCGACUUCUGCCAAUCUCCGGAAUCAUGUCGCACACCGCUGCCACAGCAACCUGAAGCAAAUGCCUGAACACAUGAUAUCCAAGCUGCUGGCGCUCAUUCCUGAAGACCUGCAGGCGCUCGAUAUCCGAUUAGACGUUUUCAUGUUUGCUCCUAAUCCUUCUCGGGACGGCGUCGUGCAGUGCUAA
Molecule: messenger RNA, 873 nt
Organism: Effrenium voratum
Lineage: Eukaryota; Dinophyceae; Suessiales; Symbiodiniaceae
Source: the annotation of a GenBank genome assembly